Messenger RNA from Impatiens glandulifera, 582 nucleotides. RefSeq names its product probable inactive dual specificity protein phosphatase-like At4g18593. The transcript is spliced from 3 exons. The record is from RefSeq and is a predicted model, not a curated record. Bases 60 to 449 code for a protein of 129 amino acids. NCBI's taxonomy places the organism in Eukaryota, Viridiplantae, Streptophyta, Magnoliopsida, Ericales, Balsaminaceae. Gene Ontology annotation, molecular function: protein tyrosine/serine/threonine phosphatase activity. Gene Ontology annotation, biological process: protein dephosphorylation.
GAAACUGGAAUUUUCAAUCGGCGCAGAAUUAGCUUCGAGUGUAAAACAAACCUGAUAAAAUGUCAGAACUGGAACUGGAUGAUUCAAUGAUGGAAGAAUCUGAAUCAAAGGAGGUUCAAGUAGUAAUCUAUAGGUGUAGGAAAUGCAGAAGAAUGGUUGCUUCUGAUGAUCUUGUUGUCCCCCAUGAGCGUGGAGGUGGUCAGAGUAGCUUUAAGUGGAAGAAGAGGAGCCACAAUGGUCAGGGAGAAGCUAUUGAAUGUAAUUCCUUAUUUGUAGAGCCUAUGAAGUGGAUGGAAGCUGUUGAAGAUGGUUGUGUGGGAGAUAAACUUCAGUGCAUAGGUUGCAAGACAAAGUUAGGUUCGUUCAAUUGGGCGGGCAUGCAAUGCAAUUGUGGAGCUUGGGUUACGCCUGCUUUUCAGAUUCAUAAAAGUCGUGUAGACAUUUGUUAAGUAUGAGACAUUCUUCUUAUUCUCUUCUUUGUUUAGCUGUUGUUUGAGAUUACUUUCAUCAGAGAACUAAUAGUUUUUUAUGGAUCAAGUUGUUUCUAAACAAUAAUGUUGAUGUUUUUUAAUGUUUUAGAAA